This is a messenger RNA of Oncorhynchus keta (chum salmon), 3599 nucleotides long. RefSeq lists its product as uncharacterized. NCBI's taxonomy places the organism in Eukaryota, Metazoa, Chordata, Actinopteri, Salmoniformes, Salmonidae. The record is from RefSeq and is a predicted model, not a curated record. The transcript is spliced from 5 exons. The coding region runs from base 1806 to 3599 and encodes 597 amino acids.
UCUAGAGUGGUACAAGUGACGUGAGAGUCAUACGCAUGUGGGGGAAGUUGUGAGGUGUUUUUUCUCACCGUUGCGGGGAACUGCAAGAGGUGUUAAAUACUAGAGGGUUUAAUUAAAUAUCACUUUGACAGAAGCCAAGAAGUCAGGCUUUUGAUCUCUCAAACAUUAUGGAUAUUCUGGGUUCACUACUAAUCAUUUUGCUGGGUACCAUCACAGGGACCAGGGCAGAUGUCCAUCCAAUAGACAAAUAUGGGUUGAAGGGCGGUGCGGUGUGUUUGACAGUUAGAGAAAACCCUCUUCAAGAGAUGGCGAUGAAAUGGAUGACUGAUAGCAAUGUAAUAGCUGUGAAGGAAAAAGUUUCUCCUCGAUACAAGGAGAGGGUCAAUUAUAACUCCACAGACCACUCUCUUUGUCUCAGGAAACUGGAACAAACAGAUACUGGAAUCUACAUUGCAUAUAAUGUUGAGAUAUGGAAGGAGACACAAAUGGUCAAAUACAAUUUGAUGGUCCAAGAAGCUGUUUCCAUACCAGUCAUGGAGGUGGUGUCGCUCUCCUCCAACUAUAGUGAUGGAAUGUGUGACGUCACAGUGAACUGUUCAGUUACAGGUGUGUGGGUGUUGUCUGUCUGUGAUGGAGGUCAGUGCACACUGUCACAGCAGUCUCUUUCACACACCAGAGUCAACAUCAUCAUCUCCAAUGACAACGGGACUAUCCAGUGCACUGGCAAAAAUAACUUCAGUGCAGAGACCAGCUCACAACGCAUGGAGGACAUAUGUAAGGGUGAGAAGAAGGGGAGAGCUUCAACAUUACCAGUUGGGACCAUUAUGGGCAGUGUUACUGCUCUUGUCCUCUUUGUGGGUGUGUUAUUUGGUGUAGGAUACAUCAUAUUAACCAGAAGACGGCAAUCCCCUAAAGAUCCGCAGUCAAUGCAGGUCGUUAUUACAGAAGUUGACAACACAGUGGCCGCUAUACCAGGAAGACCAGAACUACCAAACACCUCUGGUUCUGAGGUGACAUCUAUCUACGUCACUGCAGGCAGACCAGGAGCAGUACCAGCAUCAGCAAUAGAAGAACACCACCCAGUGGAAAAAGGGUACACUUUACCAGAAGAAAGUACAGAACUCUACAGCACUGUGCAGCAACCAGCGGUAGAAGAGCGCCACCUAGUGGACAAAGUGGGCUGUCCAAAAAGACUGAGGCCAGGACCACAUAGCCCUUCUGAUGCAGAUCCUACAUCAAUCUACAGCACAGCCAGCUAUAGCCCAGCGCCACCCAGUGGACAAAUGGACAAAUAUGGGAAUAAUGUCAACAAACCAGACAAACUACCUUACUAAACUACCCCUCCAUUCCCCUGAUGUUACAUUGACUAAGACUUGACCCAUAGACUUACAUACUGAAGAAAAACACAGGGAGAGAAUUUAGAUAACUUAUUUUUUUACAUUGUUUAUGUCUAAUUUUAACCAUAUUUAAAUUGGCAAUCUGUGAUUUGCUACAUCGAUUUUGGAGACUUUUAAGUUAAUUAUAUAUAACUUUUGAUUAAUAUAACUUAUGCUUGUUUAAACUCCAUUGUUUGUAAACAAUGUAAUUCUAAACAGACACUGUAUAGCUUCAAAACAUAGUUACAAAUAUAAUUUUGAUGUCGUGAAUGGUCAGUCCAUAGCAUCCAUAGCCUCAUCUAUGAAUUUAAGUGGUUACAUUUCUCCAGCCCCAUCACUAAGCUGUUAACCUCAAAAAGGUGGCAGCAUGACGGUAUUCUUAGUAUUUGAACUGCAGAUGUCCCCUUUAAUGAUACACCGUUUUGCAUAAUGUGUUCUUUUCUGUAUUUGAAAAUGAUAAAACAUGUUGAUGAAUAUAGCAGCACUUUACAUGCUUACGUAGCUGCUGCCCACUCCUCUGCUUACGUAGCUGCUGCCCACUCCGCUGCUUAUGUAGCUGCUGCCCACUCCGCUGCUUACGUAGCUGCUGCCCACUCUGCUGCUUACGUAGCUGCUGCCCACUCCGCUGCCUACGUAGCUGCUGCCCACUCCGCUGCUUACGUAGCUGCUGCCCACUACGCUGCUUACGUAGCUGCUGCCCACUCCGCUGCUUACAUAGCUGCUGCCCACUCCGCUGCCUACGUAGCUGCUGCCCACUCCGCUGCCUAUGUAGCUGCUUCCCACUGCGCUGCCUACGUAGCUGCUGCCCACUCCGCUGCCUAUGUAGCUGCUUCCCACUCCACUGCCUACGUAGCUGCUGCCCACUCCGCUGCUUACGUAGCUGCUGCCCACUCCGCUGCCUACGUAGCUGCUUCCCACUCCGCUGCCUACGUAGCUGCUGCCCACUCAGAUGCCUAUGUAGCUGCUGCCCACUCCGCUGCCUACGUAGCUGCUGCCCACUCCGCUGCCUACGUAGCUGCUGCCUACGUAGCUGCUGCCCACUCUGCGGCCUACGUAGCUGCUGCCCACUCCACUGCUUACGUAGCUGCUGCCCACUCCGCUGCCUACGUAGCUGCUUCCCACUCCGCUGCCUACGUAGCUGCUGCCCACUCUGCUGCCUACGUAUCUGAUUCCCACUCCGCUGCCUACGUAGCUGUUGCCCACUCUGCUGCCUACGUAGCUGCUUCCCACUCCGCUGCCUACGUAGCUGCUGCCCACUCCGAUGCCUACGUAGCUGCUUCCCACUCCGCUGCCUACGUAGCUGCUGCCCACUCCGCUGCCUAUGUAGCUGCUUCCCACUCCACUGCCUACGUAGCUGCUGCCCACUCCGCUGCUUACGUAGCUGCUGCCCACUCCGCUGCCUACGUAGCUGCUUCCCACUCCGCUGCCUACGUAGCUGCUGCCCACUCCGAUGCCUAUGUAGCUGCUGCCCACUCCGCUGCCUAUGUAGCUGCUGCCCACUCCGCUGCCUACGUAGCUGCUGCCUACGUAGCUGCUGCCCACUCUGCGGCCUACGUAGCUGCUGCCCACUCCACUGCCUACAUAGCUGCUGCCCACCCACCACGUAGCCGCCCACUCCCUGCCUACGUAGCUGCUUCCCACUCCGCUGCCUACGUAGCUGCUGCCCACUCCGAUGCCUACAUAGCUGCUGCCCACUCCGCUGCCUACGUAGCUGAUGCCUACGUAGCUGCUGCCCACUCUGCGGCCUACGUAGCUGCUGCCCACUCCACUGCUUACGUAGCUGCUGCCCACUCCGCUGCCUACGUAGCUGCUGCCCACUCCACUGCUUACGUAGCUGCUGCCCACUCUGCUGCCUACGUAUCUGAUUCCCACUCCGCUGCCUACGUAGCUGCUGCCCACUCUGCGGCCUACGUAGCUGCUGCCCACUCCACUGCUUACGUAGCUGCUGCCCACUCCGCUGCCUACGUAGCUGCUGCCCACUCCACUGCUUACGUAGCUGCUGCCCACUCUGCUGCCUACGUAUCUGAUUCCCACUCCACUGCUUACGUAGCUGCUGCCCACUCUGCUGCCUACGUAUCUGAUUCCCACUCCGCUGCCUACGUAGCUGUUGCCCACUCUGCUGCCUACGUAGCUGCUUCCCACUCCGCUGCCUACGUAGCUGCUGCCCACUCCGAUGCCUACAUAGCUGCAUCUCAGCGCUUCACUGCUGCUUCCGCUCCUUGA